Molecule: messenger RNA, 591 nt
Organism: Didymodactylos carnosus
Lineage: Eukaryota; Metazoa; Rotifera; Eurotatoria; Philodinida; Philodinidae
Source: the annotation of a GenBank genome assembly
AUGUAUCUAAAACAGUUGUAUAGCGCUUCACAAAAAGACAGAACACCUAAAGAUCUUCAAUCUCAUUUAGCAUACAUGAUAGCGUGUUCAAAUUGUGAUGACAAGUAUGUAGGGAAAACAGUUCGGCAAGCUUUCAGAAGAUUUCAUGAAGAUGGUGCACCGAAACAGCAACCAUCACAAUCUUCGCAACAAUCUACCACAGCAUCCGGUCAACCACGCCCUCGUCGAUCGGAUCGUAACAAAAAUACAAAUAAAGUUGAUUACUUCCCAAAGGACACUAUUGCGGAAGAAGAAGAAGAUGAAAACAACACAAUUCCAAUUGAAAAAAAAAUAUUAAAAUCAGCGCUCCAAAAAAAUGAAUUCGAAACAAAACACAGAAUUGAUUGGGAAGAUUGGGAAAUCGUCUCCAAAGAUUCACACAAAUAUCGUCUUCUCGUUCGUCAAUCAUUACAAAUUCAAAAAUUAAACCCGAGCUUUAAUCGAACGAUCGCCUCCGUUCCUCUCAUCGUUUAUCCUGAAGGGCUCCAAGCAACAAAACCAACAGUGAAAAUGAAACCGGUCAGUGACCGGUUUCAAGUUAGGAAAGAGUGA